AUGGCAGAAGGCCAGGAGGAACCUAAAAAGAUUACAAUUACUGUAAAAACACCAAAAGAAAAGCAGCAAGUUGAAAUCGAAGAAGAUGCAGAUAUCAAAAAACUCAAAGAAGUGUUGUCCCCUAAAUUUAACGCGGAGCCCGAGCAACUAUGUUUAAUUUUUGCCGGAAAAAUUAUGAACGAUUCAGAUACUAUGAAGCAACAUAACAUCAAGGAUGGGUUGACAGUUCAUCUUGUUAUCAAGACUCCUCCGAGACCUGAACCGGAAGGUGGAACACGGCGCCCUCCAGCUGAUAUUGGUGCUACACCUUUUGGACUAAAUUCUCUUGGGGGUCUAGCAGGCUUAGAAAGCCUUGGUCUAGGCCAAAGCACUUUUAUGGACUUGCAAGCUCGUAUGCAACAAGAGCUUUUGUCGAACCCCGAUAUGUUAAGACAAGUGCUCGAUAACCCACUUGUUCAGCAAAUGAUGAACGAUCCUGAGAAUAUGCGUACCCUUAUUACAUCAAACCCACAGAUGCAAGAUUUGAUGGCUAGGAACCCUGAAAUUAGUCACAUGCUGAACAAUCCUGAACUGUUAAGACAAACAAUGGAAUUGGCACGCAAUCCUGCCAUGCUGCAAGAAUUGAUGAGGUCCCAUGACCGAGCCUUGUCCAACUUGGAGAGUAUACCUGGUGGUUACAAUGCUUUGCAGCGAAUGUAUCGAGACAUCCAAGAACCAAUGUUGAAUGUAGCCAGUAGCAUGGCUGGAAACCCAUUCUCUGGACUAGUUGACAAUUCAGAUGGCACCAAUCCCCAACAAGGGGCAGAGAACCGCCAGCCCCUUCCGAACCCUUGGCAGCGUGGAGGUUCUAAUGCAACUAGUACACCAAACACAGGCCCAGGCCUCAUCAAUACACCUGGCAUGCAGUCAUUGUUACAACAGAUGUCGGAAAAUCCUCGUCUCGUACAAUCAAUGCUAUCAGCCCCAUACACUAAUAGUAUGCUACAAGCUCUCGCUGCUGACCCAGAGAUGGCAUCUCAACUUAUUAACCAGAACCCAAUGUUUGCCAAUAACCCACAACUUCAAGAACAGAUUCGUACUAUGAUGCCACAAAUGCUAGCCCAGCUACAGAAUCCAGAAAUGCAACAGAUGAUGUCUAAUCCACAGGCGCUGAAUGCCCUACUCCAGAUCCAACAGGGUAUGGAACAAUUACGAGCGGCGGCUCCAAGCUUGGUCAAUAACAUGGGCUUCGGAGCAGCCGCUGCAACUGCGGCCCCACCACCACCUCCCACUACUAACACACCGCCGGCACAAGCGAGACAACAACAGAACUCUGAACUGUUCACACAGUUCAUGCAAAGAAUGGUAUCGGCGAUGGCAAACAACCAAACGAACACUCAACAGCCACCAGAACAACGCUACUCACAGCAGCUAGAGCAACUAACAGCCAUGGGAUUCCUCAACAGGGAGGCUAAUUUACAAGCCCUGAUCGCAACAUUUGGUGACGUGAACGCGGCAGUUGAAAGGCUACUGGCUCUGGGUCAACUGUCCAUGAGCUAA
Molecule: messenger RNA, 1539 nt
Organism: Danaus chrysippus (African queen)
Lineage: Eukaryota; Metazoa; Arthropoda; Insecta; Lepidoptera; Nymphalidae
Source: the annotation of a GenBank genome assembly